Molecule: messenger RNA, 1128 nt
Organism: Aspergillus ochraceoroseus IBT 24754
Lineage: Eukaryota; Fungi; Ascomycota; Eurotiomycetes; Eurotiales; Aspergillaceae
Exons: 4
Coding region: 1-1128 (375 amino acids)
Source: RefSeq, a predicted model, not a curated record
AUGGACCUUCUAAGCGUCCCAAACUGUAGUGGCGUUGAUUUAAACCGCCUAGUACUCGCACUUGGGCGAAGAAAACUGGCCUGCGAUAACGACAUCUUUAAUCGAGCUCGGUUAGCCAUCAAAUCAGAAACAGAAACCCCAAAAGAGAAUGUAUCCGUUCCUCUCCACAGACAACAGAACUGCUCAUCUGUGCUAGAUAUAGGGAAGCUAGGAGAUGACUCUAUCCCCUCGCUCCCGCCAAUUACAGAUCUUGAAGGACUACCCAUGGGUCAAGAUGUGAGGAUAGUCCAAGCUGGUUCUGUUUACGAAGAUGCCACUGAUAAUGACGAGAUUGCAAAAUUUAACACUGUACAAGAUUGGUACAGCAAACUUGAAGAUCCUAGCCCCGUGGACGUGACCCGUUAUAAGCAAGCCAAGAUCAAGUAUGAUACGAGAAAGAAUAUAUCAGAAUAUCGUAAAACCUUCCAAGCAAAGGAGGUUGAAUGUGACGAGGCAAACAAUCAAGUAUCGGAGAAUGAACUUUUCGUCCUCCAAAGCAAUGAACAAGAAACCGUCCGAGCGAAUGUCGACUCCCCGAGAAUACAAAAGAAAGGAUCGAGCGCAAAAAGUUCAAUUCCUCAAAACAGAAUUUCUGCAGAGGAGAAAAGAAAAAGCAUGAAAGUUGGCAUCGAACUUAUCUUGGAAAAGCUAGAGAAGAAAAAAGCUAAAAACCACAGGGGUAGAAAGCGCAAGAUUGACACAGAUGAUGAGGAGCCAAAACCUGGCAGUAGAUUGAGACGAAAGAGGUACAAAAAGGGCAAGGCUCCAGAAAAAUUCUUGAAUUUUCAUGCCGAUGUUAUUGAGGACGUUCAUGCUAGCUCUUCGCUUCCUGCUCCUCCCAUUGUUAUCAAGCGAAACAACAGGCAGGCAGUGGCGGAGCUCAUUGCCAGUAUUCCAUCUGCAGAUCAAGAGGAGGCUAAAGAUGACGGAAAGCUGAUUCUUGAAGCCCCCAGAAAGUUCGUUAAAAGCGUGAGAAGAGAUGGAAAAGGUGGAUGGUCAAUGCCCGGACUCAAGACAAGUAUAUAUCACUACCAGGAAGUGCUUUUAUGGCAAGUCACUUAUCAACUUGCACAAAGGCCUAUAGGCUAA